CUUCAGUUGCCCGGGGUGCGCGAGGCGAGCAACGUUGCAGUGAUUAGAAAAAGCCACCAAAAAAAAAAAAAAGGUAUUAUUGCAAUUUUAUUUCCUUAGGCGCUGCUGCAACGCGAGAGAGCUUAGCCUAAGACCAACAACAUGUCCAUCCUUAAGGUCUACGCCCGUGAAAUCUUCGACUCCCGCGGGAAUCCCACCGUUGAAGUAGACCUCUAUACCAACAAAGGUCUCUUCCGUGCUGCUGUUCCCAGCGGAGCUUCAACUGGUAUCUACGAAGCCCUGGAACUCCGUGACAACGACAAGACUCGCUUCCUGGGGAAAGGUGUCUCAAAGGCUGUUGAGCAUGUGAAUAAAACAAUUGCACCCGCUCUGGUUAACAAGAAUGUAAAUGUGGUGGAACAGGAAAAGAUUGACAAGCUGAUGAUUGACAUGGAUGGAUCUGAGAACAAGUCUAAAUUUGGUGCAAACGCAAUCCUGGGUGUGUCUCUUGCGGUGUGCAAGGCUGGUGCGGCGGAGAAGGAGGUGCCCCUGUAUCGUCACAUUGCUGAUCUGGCAGGAAACAAAGAAGUUGUUUUGCCGGUGCCGGCUUUCAACGUGAUCAACGGUGGCUCUCACGCUGGGAACAAGUUGGCUAUGCAGGAAUUCAUGAUCCUUCCUGUCGGGGCAGAAAGCUUCAAGGAAGCCAUGAGGAUCGGGGCGGAAGUGUACCACAACUUGAAGAAUGUUAUCAAGGAGAAAUAUGGCAAGGAUGCCACCAACGUGGGUGACGAAGGAGGCUUUGCCCCCAACAUCCUGGAGAACAAGGAAGCUCUGGAGCUGCUGAAGAAUGCCAUUAGCAAGGCCGGCUACACGGAUAAGAUCGUCAUCGGAAUGGACGUGGCGGCUUCUGAGUUUUACCGCGAAGGGAAAUAUGACCUGGAUUUCAAAUCCCCGGAUGAUCCUAGCCGAUACAUCUCUCCCGAUCAGCUGGCUGACCUGUACAAGAGCUUUGUCAAAAACUACCCAGUGGUUUCCAUCGAAGAUCCCUUCGACCAGGAUGAUUGGCCAGCCUGGAAGAAGUUCACGGCCGAAGCCGGGAUCCAGGUGGUGGGUGACGAUCUGACGGUGACCAAUCCCAAACGCAUCAGCAAAGCUGUGCAGGAGAAGUCGUGCAAUUGUCUUCUCCUCAAAGUGAACCAGAUCGGCUCCGUCACCGAGUCGCUGCAGGCCUGCAAGCUGGCUCAGUCCAACGGAUGGGGGGUGAUGGUGAGCCAUCGCUCCGGAGAGACGGAAGAUACCUUCAUUGCCGACUUGGUGGUUGGUCUCUGCACAGGACAGAUUAAGACUGGUGCUCCUUGCCGAUCCGAACGUCUAGCUAAAUACAAUCAACUUCUAAGAAUUGAAGAGGAGCUGGGGAGCAAGGCCCGUUUUGCCGGCAGGAAUUUCAGGAACCCCCGAGUCAACUAAAAAAAAAAAAACGUGGCUGUCCCAGGACACGAGGCUCAUUAGAGGAAUACGUUUAGUCCCCUCUUCCCCCUUAGCGCCUGCGUCGUAGCAAAGGAAGGGCAGCUGACGGAAAUGGUUCAAUGUUUGCAAUCCUGUAAAUCUUUUCUCUCCGCUCCCCAUGCCUCCUUUCUCUCCAGCUGUUGCUUUUCAAGAAACAUGGGGGUGCUUGUGGGGAGGGUCUCAAGGCAAGGACGGUUCGCUCAGCUUCUCAUUGCUGGGGACCUGGGAAUGGAGAACACCCCCCCCCUCUUCGAAUUAUACUGUAAACCAUUUUUUUGCUGCCUUCGCUUCAGAUGCUGUCGGUUGUUUUUUUUCCUUCUCACUUUGUUGCUCCCCCCUCCUAUCCUCAACUCCUAUCCCUCCCUCCCCUUUAGUGUAUGAAAAAGAUUUGCAAAGCCAUCUGAGCUACCUGUUCACCCCCUGAAAAAACCCCACCACCCCAGAAAUUCUCUUGUGAGGCAAAUAAAAACAGAGAAGCGUU
Pantherophis guttatus is the source of this 1966-nucleotide messenger RNA. It is a transcript of the gene ENO1, whose product is annotated as enolase 1. Gene Ontology annotation, molecular function: phosphopyruvate hydratase activity; magnesium ion binding. Gene Ontology annotation, biological process: glycolytic process. The record is from RefSeq and is a predicted model, not a curated record. NCBI's taxonomy places the organism in Eukaryota, Metazoa, Chordata, Lepidosauria, Squamata, Colubridae. Gene Ontology annotation, cellular component: phosphopyruvate hydratase complex.